This is a messenger RNA of Penicillium manginii, 1524 nucleotides long. RefSeq names its product cytochrome P450. The record is from RefSeq and is a predicted model, not a curated record. The coding region runs from base 1 to 1524 and encodes 507 amino acids. NCBI's taxonomy places the organism in Eukaryota, Fungi, Ascomycota, Eurotiomycetes, Eurotiales, Aspergillaceae. Gene Ontology annotation, molecular function: heme binding; iron ion binding; oxidoreductase activity, acting on paired donors, with incorporation or reduction of molecular oxygen. The transcript has 5 exons.
AUGUUUUCUGUGGUUGAUUUAGCAACAAAUAUAGCCCUCUCGGUGACAAUUCUCUUUGCCUCUCGCUUCCUCUGGAACUAUGUCCGGUCUCCAUUGAAGUCUUUCCCAGGCCCUAUCGCCACAAGCUGCACCAAUAUUUGGCGCUUUUGGGAUGUGUUUCGGGGACGCUGUGAUAUAACACAACUUGCUUUGCACCGCAAAUAUGGCUCUGCUGUUCGAGUGGGACCGAAUGUUCUCAGUCUUUCCGAUCCCAGCUUGAUUGGCCAGGUUUACAACACCAGACACCCAUGGAUCAAGAGCUCAAUGUACAACGUCAAUGAUGUUGUCAUCGGUGGUGUUCGGCUGAGCAAUCUGUUCUCUUCUCAGGAUGAGAAGUGGCACUCAACUUUCAUACGUCCCGUCAAGAGUAUGUACUCGAUGAGUAGAGUUCAGGAGGUUGAGAGUACUAUGGAUGUCACUAUCAAGUUGCUUUUCGACAAACUCCGUGCGAAGUUUGUCGGCACUGGCCAGACUUGUGAGAUGUCGGAUUGGAUCAACUUCUUCGCCUGGGACACAAUGAGCCAGGCCACCUUCUCUCAGGACCUGGGAAUCCUCGAGGCCGGAGGCGACGAUAAAGGCUUUCUCAGAAACUCCGACCGGACGCUUGAUUACUUCGCUUCUAUUUGCCAAAUCCCUCUUUUGGAUCGGUUCCUCGAUAAGAACCCGAUCAUGCGUGUUGGCCCACCAACCUUCGCUUGGGCUAACAUUUUCAGUCUGGGGCAACUUCAAAAACGUUACCAGGAAGAAAAGGAGACCAAACAAGAUUACCUUGCUAAAUUUCUCGAGAUCAAAGAGAAGAACCCAGAGCUGGUCGACGACAACGUCAUUAUCUUGUGGCUUUUGUCAAAUGUCCUGGCGGGCAGUGACUCUACAGCUUAUACCAUGAGUGCGGCAAUUUACUAUAUUCUGAAAAACCCCGAGGUUCAUAAGAAGCUCUGCGCUGAGCUCCGUGGUGCUAACCUUCCUCUCCCGGCAAAAUGGAAGGACAUUCACGGGCUUAAGUAUCUUGAGGCAGUGAUGCGUGAGGCUAUGCGUGUCCAUCCUGGCGUCGGUCUGAUACUCGAGCGUGUUGUUCCUAAGGGCGGAUUGUCUCUCCCCGACGGGCGCUUUGUGCCAGAAGGAGUUGUUGUGGGAAUGAAUCCCUGGAUAAUCAAUAAGAACGAGGAGAUUUUUGGCGCCAAUCCUGAUGAUUUUAUUCCGGAACGCUGGCUGCAAACCUCCAGUGAAUCCGACGAGGUGUACCAAGCACGCUUUUCUAAGAUGAAAGGUACAGAUAUGACAUUCGGGGCUGGAUCACGCGCUUGUCUUGGGCAAUAUUUGUCUCAGCUCGAGAGUUACAAGCUCAUUGCAACCUUGUUCAGCACUUUUGACGUGGAGCUCUCGAGCCCAGAUCACGAGAUGAAGAUUAUAAACUCUUGGUUUGUAAGAACUGAAAACUUGCCCGUCCGCCUAUCAGAGCGCAAGGACGGGGCGGUGUUUGUUUAA